GUGUUAAAGAUUGCAAUCUGCCCCCUUCCUUCCCGGUCACCAGCGCAGGUUUCUUUCGGUUGUGUUGCACAGCAUUGCUGCUUAUGCUGCUGCUGCCUUCGUUACCCGAGUAUUGAGCUACCAGCUGACCUACUUUCUCUGCUCUCAGCCACUCGGUCCUGUUUACAAGCCGCUGCCAGCGGAGGAUGUGGAGUACAGACCCUGGAAAAAAAAGAGAGAGAGAGAGAAAGACCGCAACUACAGAAAAAAAGCCACGAAUCAGAAAUUUGGUCCUCUGUUGUUGAUAAAUUAGGACUGUCAAAGCCGCAGAGAGCUCACCGGCGAUUAAUAACAGCACGUUAUUAACUUAAGGCGCUGUUAUGCAAUUUAACGCUUUCAGCGCUCUCGCCUGGUUAGUCAGAGGCUGCUGAUUGCGCUCGGCUGCUAUGCUGUAGUUUUUACAUUUUUUUCUUUUAAAAAUGACUAGUUUGGUUAAAGUUAAGUGUGGAUUCGGAUUUCUGCUGGAGACCUGUUUUCAAGGAUUUGGCUUUUCUUUAAUUGAACUGAGGAGGUGGUGGACAACGGGAGCGUGCUAAGUUUUUCUAAAAGAGCGUUCAGACGAGGACGGCGCGGAUGGGACUUAAAAGACUUCAGAAAGGGCCUGGUUGGCAGAAGGAGUGAGUAUGGACAACCUUUCUGAUUUUGGAGGCCCCUGUCCGUCUGGCCGCAGGGAAUGGGACACCAAUAGCUGCAUGGACGAUUUAAUGGAUGAAGAUGAGAAGGACAGGGCAAAAAGGGCAUCCCGUAACAAAUCAGAAAAGAAAAGAAGAGACCAAUUCAAUGUGCUCAUCAAAGAGCUGUGCACCAUGCUGCAGGGUCAGGGCCAUCCGCGCAAGAUGGACAAGUCCACCAUAUUGCAGAGGACCAUCGACUUUUUGCAGAAACAGAAAGACAUCACUGCACAGAACGACACCUGCGAUGUGAGGCAGGACUGGAAGCCUUCGUUUCUCAGUAAUGAGGAGUUCACUCAGCUAAUGCUGGAGGCCCUAGAUGGUUUCUUGGUUGCAUUAACUACAGAUGGUAACAUCAUAUACGUGUCUGACAGUGUUUCCUCACUUAUUGGCCAUUUACCGUCAGAUAUGGUGGACCAAAAUAUCUUGAAUUUCCUCCCGGAGCGGGAGCACGGGGAGGUGUAUAAGCUGCUAUCAUCCCACAUGCUGAUGACUGACCCCAUUGCUGCUGACUUCCUUGACAGUGAGGCACAUAUUGAAUUUUGCUGUCAUCUAGCUAGAGGUAACAUGAACCCAAAAGAGCCACCUGUAUACGAGUAUGUCAAGUUUGUUGGAGAUUUCAAGUUUCACAACCAUGUGCCUACGUCGUCUUGUAAUGGGCUCGAGUUGACGUUACCAAGGAGUCUGCAGUCAUCUCUGGAGGAGCAGGUCUGCCUCAUUGCUACCGUGCGAUUAGUCACUCCGCAGUUUCUGAAGGACUUGUGUAACGUGGAAGAUCCCUGUGAUGAAUUCACCUCCAGACACAGCCUUGAAUGGAAGUUUCUGUUUUUAGAUCACAGAGCCUCGCCAAUCAUAGGCUAUUUACCCUUCGAGGUUCUUGGAACUUCUGGCUAUGAUUACUAUCAUGUGGAUGACUUGGAGCUCAUAGCCCAAUGUCACAAGCAAUUAAUGCAGUUUGGAAAAGGUAAAUCCUGCUAUUAUCGAUUCCUGACCAAAGGUCAGCAGUGGAUUUGGUUGCAGACUCACUACUACAUUACUUACCACCAGUGGAACUCCAAACCUGAGUUCAUUGUCUGCACUCACACUGUUGUCAGCUAUGCUGAAGUGCGAGCUGAAAGAAGGAGAGCGUUUGGCCUUGAAGAUCUGUCGCCACCUGAGAUAGCCCCGUCCUCUGUAAAGGCUCAAGAGCUCUAUCUGGACAUCUGCUCCACACUGGACGCUCCACGGGACAGAAACAGCGGUGCACGUUCGGUGUCCUCCCACAGCUCCCGGAAGUCCUCCCACACAGCGCUGUCAGACUCUGCAUCAGCAAACUCCUACACUGAAGCCUGCACACCAUCGUGGCAGUCUGCUUCCAUUGGGCCUGAAAAAACAUCUGCCAGAUUCCAGCCAAGCAGUUCAAAGAAUUUGGCACAAAGACAAAAUUCCUUUGACCUUGUUUCCCCAAUGAGCCUCCCCCUUUCUCCUACCUGCAGCAAGCACUCCGCAAUGCAACAGCAACCACAGCAGCAGCAGCAGCAGCAACAGCAGCAGUCCUCCAUCUAUCAGCUGCAGCAGCCGCAGCUCGGUGUCAUGAACCAGCUGAAGGAACAGCUGGAAGAGAGGACGCGCAUUCUGCAAGCUGACAUUAAAACACAACAGCAGGAGCUGCACGACAUUAAGGAGAAGCUUCAUCUUGCUAACCUACAGAUGUUGUUACAGCAGCCUAUCAACAAUGACUUUAGUCAGGCCCAGCAGCAGCAGCAGCCUCAGCAGCAACAGCAGGGCCCGGGAAGGCCUGCCCAGCAGAGUCAGUCUGGGGUCAUCAGACAGCUGUCGGGCCACCCUAAACCAGUCUGCGGGGCUCACAGCUCAUCCCCACACUCGCUCCUGAGAGAAAACAGCUCACCUUCAACGCAGCCGAGGAUUUCCCGGAGUGGGCAGGCUCAGUCAGUGAGUUUGCCAGUGCAGACAAACACGAGUCUGACGAUGCCCUUCUACAGCAACCCCAUGAUGUUCUCUCAGACCAACACGAGGCCUCAGCAAGAUGCAAACCAAAGACACCCAGACAACCAGUUCAGCCAAGAUGGACAACUACGAAUGCUUCUCAACCAACCAAUGCAGACUCUGGUUCCCACCAGCGUCUCCUCGCAGCCUUCCCAGUGCAACAUGGGCAUCUCCCCAUCGAUAUACACCUUGGAGCAGCAGAUCCUCGCCCCCUCAUUCCCCAUGCAACAGGUCAACUGCAAUGCCGUCCUCGUGCCCUCACCGGUCUUCACGUCUCCGAUAAUGAUCCCACACAACAGCUUCAUCACGCACCAGUCCCAGUCAGCCUACCACUCGCAGCCUCAGACCUCUCAGCACUCCCUGCAGCUCCAGCAACCACAGCAGUUCUUUCAGAUGACUCAAGGACUCGUACACGGUGGAUCUACUCCAGCAUUCUUACACACCACUAAUGUGCCACAGCAAAGCACUGUGGGAUACAUUCAACAGCCACUAGCACAGCAGCAGCAACAGGCGCCGCAGCAACAGAGGCAAUACCAACAUUCCCAAAACCAGACUGGCAGCGUUUCAGAAUAUCGAAACAUGCUGACUCGGUAGCGCUGUGGACUUGACCGGUGUGCUGAGAUCUGCCUCUGUGACGUGGCCGUGAAGGUGGAAGCACUUUGUGUCACGUGGGAGUCAAAGUCGAUGACAAGUUGGUUAAAAGUGGGGAAAACUGCUUGUUGUGAUCUUUAGAUGUGAAGCUGCCCUUUCCAGAUGAAGCAGGCCUUUUACGUCACUGGCGAGAAACCACAAGCAGAGAUUGCACUGACCCGACGUUGAACAUCGGGGACCCGAAGAAGUGUGAGGUGCUGAGCCUUCAUCUGCAGGCUACGUCGCACUCAGUGGGUCCAUCAGUGAAACUGCUGGGACGAGUGGUUUAUCAAAGCUCUUAAAAAGAAACUUUUUACAUGUUUACACGUGGAACAUUUUUGUCUAACAAAGUUUCCUUUAAGUGUCUGUUCACACUUAGGUACCACCUCCUACUCAAAAGUAGAGUAUUUAUUUUUGCCCAAUAGUUGUUUAUUUCAUUAACUAAUGGUGAGAUUCUCAACACCCCUCCCCCUGGCGACAUAACUUGAGUGAAAAUGACAAAUCUCACAAUGGGAUUUGUGUGCAUGAGAACUCUACAUUUCAGUUGGCUCCCAUAUUGUCCCCAAAACAAGGUAUGUUCAUGGUAGGUCACAUGACAGGGGCUUUACGGUGAAACAUGCAGUGGUAAAAUGACCAUCAUAUCAAAAAGGGUUGGUAAAUACUAAGAUGUCACACAUGCUACAGGAGCAUGCUCCAGUUUUUAGUAAGGUCUAUCUAGAUUUUUAAAGCCUCAAUCUGGGACUGAAGAAGGGGUGCUGCAGCUAUUGCACCACUUCCUCAAAAAGAACGACAACAGCAGAUAUUUGAAGUUACAAAUUUUCGGUGCUUUUGAUGAGCAGUGCGGGAUGAGCCCUCUUUUGAUAAACAACCUACCGAGUGAGUGGGGGGGGGGGGCUUAAAAAAUGUGCCUUCAGCCGUGGUACAUCCAUGGCGCAGUUUGAUGGUUUUGUCUGAUUACGGCUUUAAAAAUCCAGCUCAGGUCUAUUUGGAAUACAAAGUUAUAUUUUCAUAAGGUUAUAAUUUAUUAUUUUGCUGCAUUAGAGUUAAAUACAAAAUCCUAGAUUUGUAUUGGAUAUAUGACAAAUAUAUAUUGGAAGAUUAAGGUCCCCGGCUGUAAGGAUAGUGUCUCAUUCGCAAGUUGUCCAUUUCCUGAAACCCUAAUGAAAUCAUUUCAUUUUUAUUUAUUACACUUAUAAUUGAAACACUACAUGGGAAUUUAAUUUUUUUUAAACACAAAGGUUUGAAUUGAGUUUUGUCUGUUUGUGUUUGUGCUUUAAACAUUGAAAGGUCAACACUGGUCCUUGUGUCUUGCCCUAUGAGUUUCACACAAACCGUUUUCAGUUCUCCAUUCAUCUGUAUGGGCCAGCUGUGGUUUUACAAUACAAAGCAAUGCAGUGUAAGUUGAGUGUAAGCUUGGUGAUUUGAAUACAGGGUGGCAAAGUUUUGGGAUUUUCACCAGAUGACGAUGGUCUCAGGAAGCGCACGUUCCAUGAUUAUUACACAAUUAUUGUUAUCGGUUACAUAAUAAACUUCAAUUUUCAAUGUAAAUAUUGGUUUAAAAAAAAGAAAAAAUUAUUCACUUUUAAAAAUAAAUAUAAAAAACAUGCAGGUGAGAUUCUCUAGUCUGCUGUGACAAGGCCAUUGCCAUUAUUAACCAUCAGUUGUUACAUCACGGUAUAACACGAGAACGCUGUACCUGCACAGCUCUGUUUAAAUAUCUUCGAAACAGUGAAAAUUAAUUUAAGACAUAAGACAAUUUCAUUCCUGUUUUUGUCUCUUUGAACGUCUGGGAAGGAAAACAAAGUACGCUCCAACCGUGACCACGUGACCUAAGUUAUUAGCAUCUGAAAAAUGCAGACAUGGAAGUACAGCAGCCUCUAUUGCAUUAAAAAAAAAAAGCCACCCAUUUCACUUUAUUGUAUUCAUGCAUGAGAAACUGUCUGCAGAUCUGGAAAGCAGUCCUGGCACCAUUCCAGGAUGUUCCAAUCUUUUUUUUAUGCAGUCCUACGUCUAACCUUUUAUAUUACCGUGCUUUUGCAGCGACGUGUCCAACUGCAGUCCUGUGUCCAUCAAUUCAAAUCUAAAGCUAAAUGUAAACAUGCCCUUUGGCUGAAGUUGCAAAUCCGCAUGGUGUGUUGUCAGAUUGUGACACGAUGACUUCACGAUGAGAAGAAUGGAGUGCGUCAGUGUAGACAGAUUAACGGUAGAACCACAUUGCAAAAGUAAACUCCAUAAAGAACAUUCAUUCAUCUCUUAUCUUGUUAAUGACAAUCUCACACAAACUGCCUGUGCGUUCCCAGUACAGCUCUGCGUUUCCUGAAAUUCUCACUGUGCUACACUUUAUUUAAAGCAGCCUGUGCGGCUCGAUACGACAGCUUGGUCUCCACACCUCGAAGCUGAAGCUACUGUACUGGUGCUGUUCACGUUGGAUAACAAGAAGCAUCCGUCAGAACACUUUGAGCAUGUCCAUUCAGUGCCGUUUUACACUUUUCUAUGUGCAAUGUCAAACUGAAGAGAAGAAUGUUAAUUUAUAGUUUUAAAUAUUUCAGAACAGAUGUAUAUAGAGGUGUAUAAUAAGCCGCUGUACCAUGUAAUUUAUAUGGAUAUAUAUUUUUUAAUGAAAAUGCCCUAACAUUCCCUUAACCGUUUAUAUCAGCAGUAUCUUUCUUUAAAGGGUGUCCACUAUACACUACGACUGCAGUGAUCACACUUUAUAGUCUGUCUGCAUGGGAAUGUGGUGCAGAGUGGUAGCUCCUCACAAGCACGAGGCAUGAGGUGAAACACGAGAGCCUAACAAAGAAGCUCUGUAGUAUCAUGUGUUCAAAAUAACGAAGAGAUUAAAUAAAGAAGAUGAAUCCUUAUUGUGGGGUGCAGAAACAGCUCUCCAACUGUGCAGACUUCACACAGUAAUUCAGCCAAAAAAAAGGGGAAAAAGUGCAAUUGUACAGGAUUAUCAAAAUACUUCUGAUGGGUAAAAUCAAGUUUCAUUCUCCAUUUAUUCAUGUCUAUGCUUCUACAAGUGUGGCAAAGAAAGUAAAGAUGUUACUCAGCAGUGCAGAGGUGCCAUAGACAACUAUAGCUGUUUUCUUUCAUUAUUCAAUAGUUAUCAAUACCAUACUUUCAGACGGUGGUAGUAAAAUCUCUCCUUGAGUUAAUUUUACAGAAUCCAGGAAAUAUUUCGGUCCAUGUCUUUAUACAAAAUUGUUGUCUUGUUUGCCUUGCAGAGGUGGUUGAGGGAACUGCUGUUCAUUGAAACGCCACUGUGCUCAAUCGCGAUGGUUUUGCUCUGGAUGCGAGACGAUGUUUCGUGUUUUUUUUUUGUUUUUUUUUUCUUUUUCCUUGUAGGUGUGUAUUGCUUCGUUGAAGUUGUAAAUAAUCCAUCCACUCAGUCAGUACUGUUGUUCCUUUUAGUCAAGUUUUAAUGCUUUCCCCAACAGUAGCUACCUUUUUAUUUUGAUGUCUGCACCUUUCACAAUGCUCUUCUUCCUCCUGGAUGUUGCCAUUGAGUGUCACUGUUUUUGAAGGUAUGUGAAUUUAAUCACAUUUAACUUGUAUUUUCCUUUUUUUCUGAUCUGUAAAAUAAUGACUGACACCCUCAGUGUGAGAGUGGGCAGUCAGGUCAAUGCUUUCUGUGUGAGAUUUGCCAGGACAUGAACAAAAUAAACCUGGUAUUCAGCCA
Messenger RNA from Pelmatolapia mariae (spotted tilapia), 7005 nucleotides. RefSeq names its product neuronal PAS domain protein 2 (gene npas2). Gene Ontology annotation, biological process: regulation of transcription by RNA polymerase II; circadian regulation of gene expression. Lineage: Eukaryota; Metazoa; Chordata; Actinopteri; Cichliformes; Cichlidae. The transcript has 22 exons. Bases 663 to 3290 code for a protein of 875 amino acids. Gene Ontology annotation, molecular function: DNA-binding transcription factor activity, RNA polymerase II-specific; protein dimerization activity; RNA polymerase II cis-regulatory region sequence-specific DNA binding. Gene Ontology annotation, cellular component: CLOCK-BMAL transcription complex; nucleus; cytoplasm. The record is from RefSeq and is a predicted model, not a curated record.